This is a messenger RNA of Wallemia mellicola CBS 633.66, 1069 nucleotides long. RefSeq names its product DUF706-domain-containing protein. Gene Ontology annotation, biological process: inositol catabolic process. Gene Ontology annotation, cellular component: cytoplasm. NCBI's taxonomy places the organism in Eukaryota, Fungi, Basidiomycota, Wallemiomycetes, Wallemiales, Wallemiaceae. Gene Ontology annotation, molecular function: iron ion binding; inositol oxygenase activity. The record is from RefSeq and is a predicted model, not a curated record. Bases 28 to 972 code for a protein of 314 amino acids. The transcript is spliced from 2 exons.
AUUCAUCAACAAAUCAAAUUAAUCAUAAUGGUAAACCCAGGUCCAGCCCCAGAAAUCCAAAAAUACCUUAGCCGUUCAGGUGCAGACUUAGAGUCAACUUCAGAUGCCGUUGACGCGGUAAACGAAAUAAAGGGCAAGGUGGCGAAGGGAGAGGAAGUAGCGUUCGACGCUGUCACCAACUUUGAUAACGAGAAGGACAAAAACCAGUUUAGGAAGUACGAAGAAGCUUGUGACAGAGUCAAGAACUUCUACCGUGAACAACACGAAAAGCAAACGGUUGAAUACAACGUUAAAGCUCGUGUUAACUUCAAGUCCAAGACUAGAGCAAGAAUGGGUGUUUGGGAGGCUAUUGAGAUGCUCAACACACUCGUCGAUGAGUCCGAUCCAGACACUUCUGUCUCUCAGAUCGACCAUCUUCUUCAAUCUGCAGAAGCAAUCAGACGUGAUGGAAAGCCAGAAUGGAUGCAAGUUGCAGGUUUAGUUCACGAUCUUGGUAAAUUACUUUACUUCUUCGGUGCUGAAGGUCAAUGGGAUGUAGUCGGUGAUACUUUCGUCGUUGGUUGCGGCUUCCCAGACGCGAUCGUCUAUCCAGACACAUUCAAAGGUAACCCAGACAGCCAAAAUCCAGAGUACAACACAGAGUAUGGUAUCUAUACUCCACAUUGUGGUUUGGAAAAUCUCAUGUUGUCAUGGGGACAUGAUGAAUACCUUUACUUGAUUUUCAAGAACCAGUCGAAGCUUCCACAAAGUGCUCUCAACAUGAUCAGAUACCACUCCUUCUACCCAUGGCACAGAGAAGGUGCAUACCGCCAAUUCAUGGUUGAAGAAGACUACGCAGCUCUUAAGGAUGUCCUCGCAUUCAACCCAUACGAUCUCUAUUCAAAAUCUGAUGACUUACCAAAAGUUGAGGAGUUAAAGCCAUAUUACAUGGGUCUCAUCAACAAAUACUUCCCAGACGAAAUAGAAUGGUAAAGCUAAAACUUUAGCAUUCAAUAAGCCCAUUGUAACACUAUCAUAUCUCCAAGACAUUCUCAUCUUGUGUUUUUAUACGAUUUAUAAACGAAACUGC